AUGACCGGUGUAGGCGAAGCAUCUGCCAUAAUCGGCAUCGUCUCAGCCGUCAUCACAUUUAUUGACGCCGCCAAAAAGGUCUACGAUGCAGCUGAAAAUGCAGGAGAUCUACCCGCCGCCUUUCGCGAAGUCGCCCAGCGUCUCCCUCUCAUUCAGGAUACCUUGAAAAUCAUAGAGGCACAACUUGAAAAAGACAAGCUCGAUAAAGCUACAUAUGAAGCAAUAAAGAGCACCAGCGAACGAGCCAAGACCAAAGCCGAGCAACUGAAGGUGAUCUUUGAAAAAUGCAUUCCAGUGGAAGGCGCAUCGAGAUACGCGCGAUAUGUUGCUGCGCUGCGAACCUUGGGGAAAGAGCAUAAAGUUGAAGUGUUGAUGAAAGAUUUGCUGGGGGCUGUGCAGGACAUCGCGAACGGUCAGACAAUGAGGACUGCCACGCGGGAGCAAAUCAUCAAGCUUUCUGAAGCACUGGAUGCGGUUUUGGCAGUAGAGCCGUCGGUACCAGACGAGUUCAUCGAAGGGGCGUCAGCUGCGAGCCGCAAUGUUCAUAUGGGCCAAGGCGAUAUGUAUUCAGCAGACGGACAAGCAGAACAAUUCAACGCCAAAGAUAACGCGAGACAAUAUAAAGCAGAGACGAUGAAUUUUGGAAAGGAUUAA
Bipolaris oryzae ATCC 44560 is the source of this 654-nucleotide messenger RNA. RefSeq lists its product as uncharacterized. The record is from RefSeq and is a predicted model, not a curated record. Lineage: Eukaryota; Fungi; Ascomycota; Dothideomycetes; Pleosporales; Pleosporaceae. The transcript has a single exon. Bases 1 to 654 code for a protein of 217 amino acids.